Messenger RNA from Colossoma macropomum (tambaqui), 3101 nucleotides. RefSeq names its product casein kinase 1, gamma 2b (gene csnk1g2b). Gene Ontology annotation, cellular component: nucleus; plasma membrane; cytoplasm. Bases 761 to 1999 code for a protein of 412 amino acids. The record is from RefSeq and is a predicted model, not a curated record. Lineage: Eukaryota; Metazoa; Chordata; Actinopteri; Characiformes; Serrasalmidae. Gene Ontology annotation, molecular function: ATP binding; protein serine/threonine kinase activity. The transcript is spliced from 11 exons. Gene Ontology annotation, biological process: endocytosis; peptidyl-serine phosphorylation; signal transduction.
CUACGCUUCUUCCCUCACCGAACUCUGGAGGCUUAAAGAGACAACGGCAGGCAGAAAGCCCGGCUAGCUGUUUGGGGGGGAUUGGAAAAUAAAAAGAAGAGCGCCUGAAACCAGACAUAAAGGAAUAUGCGGCAUGCAGUCAUAGAGAUACAGACGGAGAGGUAUCUCAAGAAGAUGUGCUACUUCACUGCUUAAGCCUGUCACCUCAGCCUCCAGCGUCGGACUGCAAUAUUUGGGCAUAAAGAAUGUUUGAGGCAUUUCCAAAGACCGACUUGGAGGAAGCCAUGAGGAGCCCAUGGGGACGUUUUGUUGUGGCUUCCUGGAUCCAGUAGCAGGAACUGUGUAUAUGUGUGCGUGUUGGUGACUGAGGGUGUGUGUGGGUGUGUGUGUGUGUUAGUGCGUUUGUUUGUGUGCAAAUGUAUGUUUUCUGUGUGUUUGUGCAUGUAUGUGUGCACAUGCUUGCACAGGCUGCCUCCUUUGGGCAGUGACAGGCUACGCUGAGGGCACCGCAACAUCAGAGGAGGGAAACCCCGAUUCUGAAGGAUUAAACCAAGGCGUGCACGCUGAUUUGGAUGGUAAAACGGCAGGCUUUCUGCUGCCGUAAGAACUGCGUUUGUAUAUAGAUAUUUAUAUACAAAAUCCCCCUCUCUCCUCUGUCGCAUUGCCUCAGACCCCACUGUUUCCCUGGGGCUUGUUUUGACGCCUCUCAGCUUUGAAUGGCCGGUGAGUAACCGUGGAGAGGCCAGGGUAUCACAAGCUUAUGGAUUUUGAUAAGAGAGGUGGGAAGGGAGACACAGAGGAAGGGAAGAGGAUGUCCAAAACAGCCAAUAGCAGGACUGGGACCCGGGGCACUGGGCCCAACUCUGGGGUCCUUAUGGUUGGCCCCAACUUCCGAGUAGGGAAAAAGAUCGGCUGUGGUAACUUCGGCGAGCUGCGGCUGGGGAAGAACCUCUACACCAACGAAUAUGUGGCCAUCAAACUGGAGCCGAUUAAGUCCAGGGCACCACAGCUACACUUGGAAUACAGAUUUUAUAAACAGUUGGGAAACUCAGAGGGAAUUCCUCAGGUCUUUUACUUUGGGCCAUGCGGGAAAUACAAUGCCAUGGUUCUGGAGCUGCUGGGCCCCAGUCUGGAAGACCUGUUUGACCUCUGCGACCGCGCCUUCUCCCUCAAGACCGUCCUCAUGAUAGCCAUACAGCUGAUAACACGGAUGGAGUACGUUCACACCAGGAGCUUGAUCUAUCGAGACGUCAAGCCGGAGAACUUCCUGGUGGGCCGGCCGGGCAGUAAGAGGCAGCACACCAUUCACAUUAUUGACUUCGGGCUUGCCAAAGAGUACAUCGACCCAGAGACCAAAAAACACAUCCCGUACCGGGAACACAAAAGCCUGACUGGCACGGCCCGCUACAUGAGCAUCAACACUCACCUGGGCAAAGAGCAAAGCAGGAGAGAUGACCUAGAAGCGCUUGGACACAUGUUCAUGUACUUUCUGCGAGGCAGUCUGCCCUGGCAGGGCCUGAAGGCAGACACGCUGAAGGAGCGCUAUCAAAAGAUCGGAGACACCAAGCGGGCGACGCCAAUCGAAGUGCUCUGCGAAAGUUUCCCAGAAGAGUUAGCGACAUACCUGCGCUACGUCCGGAGAUUGGACUUCUUCGAAAAGCCCGACUACGACUACUUGAGGAAGCUCUUCACUGACCUCUUCGACAGAAACGGCUACGUUUUUGAUUACGAGUAUGAUUGGGUCGGCAAACCUCUUCCCACGCCCAUCGGCCCCAUCCCCAGCGAUACACCCCAGCCCAGCAGCCGGGACAAAGCACAGCAGCAGACCAAAGCCCAGGUAAUGAGCUCGACCAAUGGAGAGCUGAACACAGAUGACCCGACAGCCGGACACUCCAAUGCUCCAAUCACAGCCGCCACCGAGGUGGAGGUGGCAGAUGACACAAAGUGCUGCUGUUUCUUCAAACGGAGAAAGAGGAAAGCUCUCCAGAGACACAAGUGAAGAGCGCUCACUGAAGAGAACUUGAAACAUUCUGAUCACUGUCGAGUUUUAAAUGGAAGCAAUUACACUGCUCACUCAUCCUUUCUCUUCUCUUCUCUUCUCUUCUCUUCUCUUCUCUUGUUUCAUCUUCUCUUCUCUUCUCUUCUCUUCUCUUCUCUUCUCCCCACAUCCUGUCACUCGAAGUCCUGCACCAACGCUCCUGUUCUGUUGGAGUGAUAAAGGAAUGUUGUUGACUUCACAACAGACUCUCUUCCUUUAAAAUAAGAAAAUAAACAUAAGAAAAUGGUGUAAAGAAAAAAGCUCUCACAUAGGAGGAUGAUGGAGAACUCUGUAUAAAAACAAUAAUGAUAAAUGAACACUGUGACGUGAAUUUGAAAACAAAAAAAGCUGUUUGAAACAGUUGUUGUAUUCUAGAUUCCAUGCAGAACAUUUUGUUGUUCAUGCCGUUGAUGCGAGGACGAUACGAUGAUGGAUUGGAUGAUUCGAGUUUUCCUUAGCUAUAGUUCUUAUUUGUUUCAAAUCGAAAGGCAAGAACUGCAAAGCAAGAAAGCAAAAAGAUGUUUCAUCUCAAGCAAGCAUGGAAGAUUUUUUUCUCUUCUUUUUGUUAUUGGUAAUGAAAUUUUUGGUUGUUUUCAGGACUGAAUACCUGGAUUGAAAGCAAACCUUUACAUUUUAUGUUGUAGUGACCUGGAAUUCUUUUUGUUUGUUUGUUUUUUUUUCUUUUUUUUUAAUUUCUCUCUCUUUUGUUUGUUUUUUUUGUUUGUUUGUUUUUGUUGUUCUGUUGACGUGGGCUCUGUAGCACAGUGACUGGUCUCAGGUACUGUGGACGAUGGAGAGACAAACAGAUACUAAGCUCUCUGCUUAUUAUUGCACUUUUGGGGGGCAAAAAGAAGACAAAAACAAGUAGAAAAUGAAAAAAAUAAAUAAAUAAAGGCUGCCCUAGAAUAACUCCCAUGCAAACGUGAGAUCUGUACAAGGGCCGAAAUUUAAAGGCAAGAAGAAAAAGAAAAAAGUCCUCCUCUUUUAUGUUUCACAUCAGAAUUAUUUACCAGGAAAUCAUAGUUUGUGCCUUUCCAAGUAAAAUGUUUAAAGUUAAAGCAAA